UGUAACGCGCGUCCACGCUCCGCUUACGAAGUGUCCCGGACCAAUGUCUCGGAUCAUCCCUCCCCGUCACCCAAAUCCUCGUCGAUAACCAUAGUCGUCGCUCGGCGACAUUGGACUCCGUUCGAUCCUACAGUGAGUGCACGGAUCGCGGAACUGGUGCAACAGGUCCUGCGAGUCUGGAAAUUAAUUCUUUGUUCUGGAAGUUCUUUUCGACGCGAUUCCAUCGCACGAAGCCUCCAUUCGUCGCGAUCUCGACCGAUCUCGUGAUUAGACCGGUCCAGACGCUAUUCGACUACCGAUCUACGCCGAGUGACCGGCUUAUUGAGGUGCCGGUUCUCGAACUUCCAGUGGACAUCAGUGGGCCAUUUUUUGUGGAGGUCUGGUUCAUGGUGCGGGUAGUCUACGUCCGCGAUUUCGAAGGUUGCCGAGCUACCUGGGACGGUCGAUCGGGAGAAGAAAGUUCAGCCGCAUCCGGCUCGAGGCAGCGCUGCCUUCGCCUGCCCCGAUCGUCGUCGCUCAUCCCCGCUCGGUGGAAUUUCGUAACUCGUCGUUGAAUUUCUCGGCCUCGCAUAUUUGCGGCGACUGCGAGUCGUUAGCGGAGGACGAAGAGGAAACCGAUCGGAAUGACGCGGUCCUUCCGCGGAACGCCGGCACGCUGACCGUCCCGACGCGUUUCUUCGCGACGCGUUGGUCUGCAAAAACCCGCGGAAUGAAAGGCGUCGCGCGAGCUGGUUUUCGGGAGGGAUCGCAUGGAGCUAUUCCGAACUUCUGACGAUUCGGCGCGGACCAGUCUCUCACGCAGCGCCUUGGCACGUCAUCGCGAGCCGAACCGAGGAGAGGGACAGCGUCUUCGUCAGUCGGUGGCCGGACAAUAGCCCGAGGAUGUUGCAAAACUGCAGCGGCGGCGGCGGGCCCAGGUGCGUCAAACGCGCCCUUAUCUUCGUCUUCGCUUGGGGACUGGUGAUGAUCGCGGCGGUACAGUUUCGCAACGCGGAGAGCAAUUUUCGGGAGACGCCGACGGCCGACGAAUCGACGGGCGACGCACUGGUGGACGACGUCUAUCGGCGCCGGGAGGCCCUGACCCACGAUCGCGGCUCCUCCAGCCUCGGCCUUUCCAGAUACCUGCUACAAAGGUCCCCGGCGGACUCCAGUUUCUCGAAUUCCGGCGGUUCCGGCCUCCUCACGACGCUCACCACCCUGGCCAACGGUCCAACGAAAAAUCCCUUGGACUUGGAGCCGCUGCUGGACAAGAGGCCUGCGAAAACCGAGGAGGAGCUGAUCCAAGAGAUCGAGCAGAGGCUGCCCAGCCUGCCUCUCGCCUACUGGAACAAGAACAGCAAGUACUCCGGCGGGCAGGCCAAGUCCAAGGGCAACGACAGCUGCUCCAGCCUGAAGUACCCGUCGAUCUACGACAUCGAGUUCAAUAACGUGUAUUGGCAGACGAUGAGGACCAGCAACGGGACGUUCCAGUUCUUCGGCGCGUUUUACGAUCGACGGAAGCUGUCCAGGAUCGGUCCAGCGAUCAGGAUCAUCGGUAUGAUCGACAGAAUCGAACCCACGGUGAAGACCCAUUGCCAAUUGUGGUACGACGGAGAAAGGGAACCGAAGGUGGUCGAGACCUUGGAGUACAAGUACAUCUGGUACUCAAAGUGGGGCAACUACAAGCAGGGCAUUUACCAGCCCUACGUGAUAGCGUGCAAGGUGCCGCAGUCCCACUGGCUGAAAGGUGCCCCAGCCUCCGUGUCCAUGGUCGAGAAGCCUUGCGACAUCGCCAGCAACAAUCUGAGGGUGAUCUACAACAAACCGGAACGCAAGAAAGACUUCGCGGUUUGCGUGAAAGGCCUGGACUUUCUUCACGAGGACCUGUCCGUCAGGCUGGUCGAGUGGAUCGAGCUGAUCACUUUGCUGGGCGCGGACAAGAUCUUCUUCUACCAGCUCCAGGUGCACCCGAACGUGACCAAGGUUCUCGAUCACUAUCAGAGGCUGGGCAAGGUGCACGUGACUCCGCUCACGUUGCCCGGCGGGCAACCGAACGUGCCCGCGUUCCAGCACAUGUAUCUGACCAAGAAGACCAACCACAAGAGGCAGAACGAGCUCAUCCCCUACAACGACUGUCUCUACAAGCACAUGUACGAGUACGAGUACAUCGCGCUCCUGGACGUGGACGAGGUGAUCAUGCCGGUACAGGACGCCACCUGGCAGGACCUGAUGAAGAGGGUCCUCGCGAAGGCGUUCAAGAUUAGAAACGAGACGCGAGCCUCGUACAACGUUAGGAACGUUUACUUCCUCGACGACCUGCUGCACUCCCAUGGCUACUUCAAUGACAUACCGAAGUACAUGCACAUGUUGCAGCACGUGUAUCGUUCUAAAAACUUCACGAAGCCAAAUCAGUAUAUCAAGUGCUUCCACAAUCCCGAGAGGGUGGUGACGUUGCACAACCAUUUUCCGUUGGCCUGUUUGGGGGCUGGAUGCACCAGCUACCCCAUAGAGACGGAGGAUGCUCAGCUGCAGCAUUAUCGCGCGGACUGCGUAAAAUCGUUGAAGAAAACCUGUGUCGAGUACAGGGAGAACAGCCUGUUGGACACGAAUAUUUGGAAGUACAAGGACCAGCUGAUCGAGAGGGUGACUAGGACCCUCGAAACCCUAGGCUUCUUCGGGCCGAGCUAGCGCGAGAAAAGACUUCGUCUAGAGUGUCUGUUGUGUGUUAUCGACAAAGCCUUCGACUACUCUUUUCCUUGUUCGUAUUUUCCACGGCUCGCUCGUUCUUCGAAACGGUUCAACGCGGAAAGUUUGCUCCCCGAGACGUCGUCGGGCAUGCGUUUGCCCCGAGAGGGCGAACGCGAGACGCGGCGGUUCAGUUUCGUCGCUUUGAUCGAAAUUGGCUAUAUUUUUUGGCUUUUCUCCGGAGAGAAGCUCGAGAGGUUCUCGAUCCUUUGAUAGAAAUGUACGAGGUGUCUAAAAAUUUUUGGGGCACAAAUAGUCAGCCCCUGAAAGCUACUUGCUCAACGGCGGGUGAUGCCACUAAGUGCCUCCUCUUGGUUGUACCAGGGACUUUCCCUUUUUUAAGAUACGUGGGUUAGCCGCGUUUCUAGUUUGCAAUUUUGAUGAGGCGAAAAAUUUCGAAUUACAGAUUUUUGCACGCAUCGUGAUAGGUGGAAUCUGAUCGUAUUAUGAUUCUAAAGAUAAUCUUUGUUGAAAAUUCUUUUCUUUGUCUAAUAUUUUAAUUUUAUAAAAGGUGAGUUUGUGAUCGUUAACGAUGUUUUCGAAUUAUUUUUCUUUUAUCGAACCAAACAAGCUGCGCGUUACUUUUUGACGCGUUCGAAGACGAAAAGGCUGUGCGAUGAUGAUUGGAUGGAAUGUGUGUCAACGAUUAGGAUAAUUCGUAGGAUAGGAUAGGAUUACGAUUUUUCAAUUUGUGCCACUUGGAGAAUGAAAACGAUUGCGCGCAAUUGGACUAGACCGGCGCCUUUCGAGAGAAUAAUGGUAAAAAUUGCUCUCGAGUUGAAUGCAAUUUGCACAUCGAAUCGUGUCAUAAGUCUUUGUACGUUUUAUUCGAUACGCGUGCAAAUAACAUUGUUGUUCGUCUAACUUCAAGAUAAAGCGGAUGUAAACAAGAAAUGAUCGUGUAAUCGAUAUCUUAUUGGCCCGUUCUGUUUUCACUAGGGGUGUGCAUUAUAGGUUAGGUGCAAUAUAAAAUUCCACGGCAGAGUUUCCUCUAACAAAUUAUUAUAAAUAUCAGGACUUUCGAAAGGAACUAAAAUAUUACUGUUUAUACAUAAAUAUACAAGACCGUAUUUGUAUCUAUUGGGGGAAAAGCUGUCUGCCAUUGUGGCCUUGUCAGAGUUAUGUGACUUUAUCUUUACGCGAACGAAUAACGACUUUGAUAACGAUCAAUAAUUAUUUUCCAAUUGGACGUUCUUAUACGAUCGAUUUAACUCGGAGAAUUUAUACUCUAAUAACCUAGAUUCGUUAAAUCUGGCGUCUGCCAUGACUACUUACGUCGGAUCGAGAAUUUCCACGGCGAAAUCUGCAAAGACUUACGACUCGAUACUUUCCAUUGAAUCAAACGUGUCCAAAAGACUGGCAAUCCCGAGACGACGUCCAGAAUGUUUUAUACGUUGCUCGAGGAGGAAUAGUGGCCGCUAUUUACGCGAAAAUCGAAAGCGACUAGAGUGUCGAAUGUUCGCGACGAUUCUUUGGAUUCGUGCAACGCCACGCCGCGGUCGAAACGAGGUUCGAUCUUUUAAUCGAUGGACGAAGAUGCUCGCGAGGAUCGCGCGCCAUCGUCGUCGUUAUCUUUUGCGAGCACUCGACGAACUAAGUGGCUCGUCGCUGACGCCUUAACCUUUUUAGGGACAAAUUACUUUCUUUUCCAAUAAAUGACAAUAUGACGUCGAGACAUCCCAUACAGCACGAAAUAUUACACAAAUAUCGUAAUACCACGGCAGUACGUCUGUGCAAUAUUGCGAUGAGAAUAUUUGGUAAAACAUUCUAGUGACACGAGGGUUGAUCGUAAAGUUCCCUAUUACGUUAAAUUUUUUUUAUCGCAAUUUCUACAACUGUUAAAGCCCCUGUCUUGAACUCUAGAUUAAAUGUUUUCUUCACAGUCAUCGAGAAGAUUUAUCUCAUCGCGGUACAAGUUUAUAAAUUCACUCCUAGAGAAAAUUAGGUUCUCACUAGGUGCAUAUGUUGCGUUAUAAACAAUACACGCAGGAAAUUUAAAUUUCUUCAAGCAUACACAAAAUUGUUACCAAGGUAACCUGAUUUUUCGAUCAAUCCUCGUAUUAUAAAGCGACUAGCAUAUAUUAAUAAUAUAUUUUAUACAAAUUAUAUAUACACAUUCUAAUCAGUCUGUUUAUAUGUAAAUUAAAUACAUAUACUUCAAAUAUGAACAGACUGAUAGGAAGCAAUAUAGAUAAUUUUGAGAAGGUAUACUCGGUAGUCUAUUAACGAAAAACAUUACUGUGAUAUACAUACAUAAAAUUUUAUUCUAUAAAAAAUACAUUGUUAGUUACGUUCGCUUAUGCUCACUGCUUUUUAUAUAUGCUACAAUUUAAACAAUGUCGUUGAAAGUGGCUAAGAAUAUAAUCAUUUAUCUUCGAAAAUUAUAAAUAUGUGUACGUUUACGGAAUAUUUUGGUUCUUUGUAGGAAAAUAUUCUUGCAAUACUCUGUGCUAUAUGGGUUGUUCAGAUUUAAUUGUAUUUAUUCAGAAUUUUAGUGGUUAUAUCUAUCCUGCUGCAUUUAAUAUAAGUAAAUUUAUAAGGCGAGCGCCACUGUCCCUGAAAAGGUUAGGUCUAACCAUUCUUUCGUCCUGGAACAAUCGAAAAGCGCCGUAUAUCGAUCGAUCGACGACUUCGAAUCGAUUUAUUGAAGGAAAGUUGAUACACGACGCUGUCACGACGUUCUCGCGUUACUUUAUCGACUACGAGUAUGCAUUUAUCGACGAACGUUGGCACUGUUCAAUCGAGCUGCACGACUACAUUAGUAUUAGUUAGAUUUAUUUCUUUCUGAAGACUAGAACUCGCGGUAUACAUAGCGUUUCGGUUUUUACUCUUUCCUCGUAGCGAGCGGAAGAACUCUAAAUGGGUUCCUUGUAUGUUAUCGGGAGAUAACGGAAGGGGAAAGCUGAUUGUGGGGUUAGGAUAAAGAGCGAAGAGGGAUGCCGCGUGAAAUAUGCUGCUGGUCAAAAGUUUGAGAUCGUCUUAUUCAUCCUCGUAUUUCUGCUCCCAUAACUUAAAUUACUAUUUAUUAUCUAUAAAAGUAUUUAAUUUCAAACAGUUUUGAAAUUUCCAAAAUGUAGUAGGUAUAAUAAGACGCUAUCAGAAUUAUGUUUGUAGAUGUUGAAGACAAGUUUGCUGUGUGGUAAUAUUUAACACAAACAGGAGGCGUGAAAUGACUCUAGAUCUAUUUGAACAGGAAAAAGUUACUAUGGCGUCAGUAAACAUUGACAUUUCGUCCAAUUAUAUGGUGGACGACUCGUGCGAUGUGAUAACUUUUUAGAAUCUUUUUUAUGACCUUGGUUUAUUGAAAAUAUGAAAGAACUAAAUCUUUAAAAUAAAAAAAGAACCGAGGGAAUUCCCGUUGCGUUCCGAUCGAACAUCUCGCGGUUUAUUUUCGACAACUGUUUUGCAGGGCUGUUGAAUUGUUCAUAACACGAUCUGUUUUCGGCGCACCCGUCUGGCGGUCUCGAGUUUAUGACAGUAGCGUAAUUCGAGUUUACCAAGAACUAGCGACUGCGUUUGUUUCCAAGAUCCGAGAGUCUCGCCGGUUUCAGUCACGCAUGACGAAAGUUCCUUGUUCCAGGGAUGUACCGGUCAGUCGGAUCGGAAAGAUGCGCAGCGGUCGUGAGCCGAGCCGAUUAAGUUCGGUCACGCGCAGCCAGGAUGACACGAAAUAAAUCGCGUCGAUGCGGACGGGCUUUGAAAUGGUGUGCGUUACGGUCAUCCGUCAAUUUUUACGUCACAGUUACGCGACUCGCGACGCCAAGCAUUAACUUCUGCCGGUCUUCGAGGAAACUUUCGACCAUUAACCUCACUUACGUGCUUCGAAAUAUCUUCAUGAUAAUAUUACCACCGGAUCGGCGAAGUCCUCCCGGCGAAAACGAGUACAAACACGACCACAUUUGGACAACAUUUUAUUUUACAAAUUUGGUUAUUUUUUCAACAUCAAGAUAAUCCAAAUAUGGUCGUGUUUGUACUCAUUUUCAUCGGGAGGGCCUCGCCAAUUCAUCGAUGAAACUCUCGCAAAGUUAUUAUGAAAAAUAUAACAAGGUUUUGUUUCUUCAGUUUUCGUGGGGCACACAAUUCGAGACUCGCUCACCGUUGCCCCAUCUCGUUCGCCCUCGGUGUUUGCAUUCACUUUUCCCGUCUAUCCCCGCUUUUAAGCGAACCGGUGUCUUCGAUGUUGU
Colletes gigas is the source of this 6908-nucleotide messenger RNA. RefSeq lists its product as uncharacterized. The record is from RefSeq and is a predicted model, not a curated record. Lineage: Eukaryota; Metazoa; Arthropoda; Insecta; Hymenoptera; Colletidae. Bases 883 to 2667 code for a protein of 594 amino acids. The transcript is spliced from 3 exons.